This is a messenger RNA of Naegleria fowleri, 1476 nucleotides long. RefSeq lists its product as uncharacterized. Gene Ontology annotation, biological process: proteolysis. The coding region runs from base 1 to 1476 and encodes 491 amino acids. The transcript is spliced from 2 exons. Gene Ontology annotation, molecular function: metallodipeptidase activity. The record is from RefSeq and is a predicted model, not a curated record. NCBI's taxonomy places the organism in Eukaryota, Heterolobosea, Eutetramitea, Acrasida, Naegleriidae.
AUGUCACAAACAAGUGUUUCUUUAUCAUCAUUAUUUCCACAACUCAGCAAUGAGAGUCUUUUAGAAGAUUACAUUGGUUAUGUCUUGUCCAGCCUCCUCGCUCUUCUUUCCGUAUUUUCAAUCUUCUUUCCUCUCUCCGCCUUGUUUAAAUUUUGCAAAUCAUCAAAAACAACACCUUCUCGUCAUACAACUACCAAUAACAAUACUAAUAAUAGUAAUGAAGACGAACAAAAACAAAGUGAAACACAUGACACAAUUUCCUAUCACUCUCAUGUUGGAUUUACUUCAGUGGUGAGAUCUUUUCUCAUUCGGAGUGUCUUGUCAGGAGUGAUCUUUUUUGUAGCUUUGCCAUGGGCCUUUGACACAUUUUCGAAUCAAAUUUAUUCAUUUGAGACAUUUUUGAAGAAUGCAAAUGCCAAGACGAUCCAUGAGAAUAUUCCUUUUAUUGCAGAUUUGCAUGCAGAUACGUUGAUGUGGAAAUAUCGUGGAGGAUUUUUGACCACUGAAAAAGGUCAUGUCUCACUUCCAAAAAUGCAACGAGGAAAUCAAGCAUUGCAAGUGCUUGCUGCUGUCAAUUUCAUUCCACACACUCUCAACAUGAAAACCAAUGUCAACUCUACAGAUAUUUUACCCUUUCUCAUUGCCAGCCAAUUGUACGAAUACUCUGCUUGGUUUUCUCCAUUUGGUCGAGCUCGUGCUUAUAGUAAAUUAUUACAUCAAUACGAGUCGGAAAGUAAGGGAAUUUUCACAAUUAUUAAGAACAAGAAAAAUUUGGAAGAAUUUAUCACCAAACGAAGUCACAACAAGAAACAUGCUUCUGGAUUGUUCUCCAUCGAGGGUGCAACUGUUUUAGAGAAUAAUCUUGACAAUAUUCAAAAACUCUACGAUAUGGGAGUGAGAAUGUUUGGACUGAAUCAUUUUGGUGACAAUCAAGUGAGUGGUUCACUUCAUGGACUCACAAAAUAUGGACUCUCUGAUUUUGGAAGACAAGUUGUGAAGAAACUUUCCGAUUUGAAAGUGAUUAUUGAUUUGGCACAUGCUUCAGAAAAGGCCAUGAAUGAUGUUCUCGAAAUGCUUGAACGAGGAGAAAUUUCCACAUCCAUCAUUAUUUCACAUACUGGAGUCAAAGGAGUGUGUAAUACGACUCGUAAUCUUUCUGAUGAGUUUGCAAAAAGAAUUGCCAAACAUGGAGGUGUUAUUGGAAUUGCUUUCUUUAAAUAUACCACUUGUGGACUUGGAUUUGAAUCGCUUGCGAAAUCCAUAAAGUAUUUGAAAAAUUUAUUGGGUGGUCAUUCAGUGGAUAACAUUGCACUUGGAAGUGAUUGGGAUGGAACAAUUAAGGCAUUUGGAGCGAGCGAUCAUUUAGUGUAUUUAACAGAUGCACUCAUUUCAGAAGGAUUCACAGAGAAGGAAAUUUCACAAAUUAUGGGAGGAAAUGUGUUGAGAAUGUUGCGUCGCUCUUUGCCUGAUUAUUGA